Paramecium sonneborni is the source of this 1888-nucleotide messenger RNA. NCBI's taxonomy places the organism in Eukaryota, Ciliophora, Oligohymenophorea, Peniculida, Parameciidae. The record is from the annotation of a GenBank genome assembly.
CGAAUUUUUGAGUAUCGAUGGAUCAAUUUAAAAGAAUCAAGAAAAUUGGAAAAGGCAAUUAUGGAGAUGUUUUGUUGGUGUAGAGAAAAUCUGAUGAUAAGGUACAGUUAAUUGUUAUACUUUCAGUUAUUUGCUAUAAAGAGAGUAGAUUUAAGUUUUAAAGAGAGUUAUGUAGUUGAUCCACUAAAUGAAGUUAAAUUAUUACGUAGUUUGGAUCAUCCAAAUAUUAUUUCGCAUUAUGAUUCCUUUACUCAUAAUAAUAAAUUAUGUAUUGUAAUGGAAUAUGCUGAAAAUGGUAUUCAAUUAUCAUCCAAUUCUUGUAGCUGAUUUAAGUAUCAUGACCAACCAAGCUAAACAAACAUAAACAUAUAUUGAUGAAAAUACAGUUUAGUAUUUGAUUUAUGCAAUAUUAUAGAUUCUUGGAUGGUUUUCCUAGAUAUCCAUUGCUAUACAAUAUCUCCAUCAGUUGAAGAUAAUUCAUAGAGACAUCAAACUACAAAACAUUUUCCUUUGCACUAAUGGAAUUGUAACAUUCCUUAUUAAAUUUCAAGGUCAAAUUGGGAGAUUUUGGAAUAUCUAGAACUUUAGAUAAUACCUUAGAUCUUGCUUAAACAUCUAUUGGUAUUAUACUCUUUUUAUAUCUAAGGAACUCCUUUCUAUCUCUCUCCUGAAAUCUGUCAGAAUCAAUAAUAUAAUCAUAAAAUUGAUAUCUGGAUGCUUGGAUGCACUCUAUAUGAAUUAUGUUCAUUACAAAAACCAUUCAAAGGUGAAUCUAUUAGUGAAAUUGCUUUUAAGAUCAUCAAUGAACCACAUCCUAAAAUCUAAAGAAAUUAUUCUGAUUUUAUAUCACAAUUAAUAGAUGAUAUGUUAGAAAAGAAUCCUGAAAAGCGACCUGAUAUUUAAACUAUUAUCUAAUAUCCAUAAAUUCAAUCUGAACUAUAUAAGCUAUAAGGACUAUACAAAACAUAAUUUAAUUAUGUAUUACCUGUUCAAUCAAUGUAAUCUAAUAAAUCUUCAUCAAGAAAAAUGCACAAAAAUUCUAUUCAUUUUUUAGUAGAAUAAUCUAAAUAAUUACAACAAUAAUAAUAAUAACAGCCUUAACAAUCGCCAUAGGUAAGCAAAUCAAAAAGAAGAAAAGUCUCUUUGUAAUAAUUAAUUCAAGAUACUUCAAAUUAAAAUUCACCUACAUUCAAAUAACUAGCUACUGCUGAUAAUGCUAAUAAAAAUAAACCAUUAUCAUUUAAUCUACAUACUCUUCCAGAUGUCAUUACUGAAUCAAUAUAAUAAAAUUCAGCUGUUAUGGCUUAAAGAUAAUUAAGAUAUUAGAAAUCCAUAUCAAUUUGUACUUAAAUUGAUGACGCCACCAAAAGAGGUAUGAAUGAAUAUGAAAAUGAAAAUCAGCCAACUCUCCUUAAGAAUCCUAAAACCUUUUCAUUUGCUGGUUAAUUCUUAAAUCCUAACGCACCCACAUCUCCAUAAAGAUCCAUUUUACUGACUGAUUUUCUUAAAAGGAAGAUUGGAGAAGAGAAAUUCUAACAAAUGAAGGUAUUACUUGAAUCAUCAAACAAUCCAAUGAAGAUGUUAGAUUAAGAGAAAGAGUUAGUAAGUGAAAUACUUGGUGAAGAAAACAUUGAAUGUAUUAAAGUAUAGAAUUGAGAUAAAUUUAUUAUAGAUAUUUAAAGUAUUGAUUAGUAGUUCAAUAACUCCAUAACAUACAAGAACGAAAAGUAGUCAAUCAUUUUAAUAGUACAAUCAUAAUGAUUAAUCAUUGAUCGAUUUAAUAAAAGAAUCUGAUUUAAUUCAAAAUACAGAAAACUCAUAGAAUUCAGUAUUCGAGAUUUCAUUUAAGAAUUUAUAAAACUGUCAUGAUGCUUUUAAACAAUAGUGA